Neodiprion fabricii is the source of this 2700-nucleotide messenger RNA. RefSeq lists its product as uncharacterized. Lineage: Eukaryota; Metazoa; Arthropoda; Insecta; Hymenoptera; Diprionidae. Bases 450 to 1211 code for a protein of 253 amino acids. The transcript is spliced from 5 exons. Gene Ontology annotation, cellular component: trans-Golgi network. The record is from RefSeq and is a predicted model, not a curated record.
UCGUCGAAGAAGUCUGAAAAAGAAAAUAUGUCAUUAUUUUUCGACCUAGGGAACCCUUCGGGAUAAACAUCUCCUGAAUGCAUCAAGAAACUCGAUCCCUAAUUAAUUCAUCGCAUUACCUAAGUCUAUCAAAACGAAUUUUCAUAUUAAAUUAAUAAAGAAUGAUCAAGGACUUUGUUGCCUAUAAUAAGGCGUAAUGGGGGAUCGGUUAAAAUUAAUGAUCUGUUGCGCCUCACUAUAGGCAACACGUUUUUAUUCGAAUACGAACCUAGCGUAAAGUUUGAGAAACAUAUCCAUGUUGGGGGAUGUGUGUAUUGUGUAUUGUAUUGUAAAUGCUAUAAGUUGUGUUAUACAGCGAUUGUUCGUAACGCCCCGGCAGAUUGGGCGCUAUUGUCGAAAAAUACUGGACGCAACUCGGCUGUCAAACAAAUUAUAUAGCAGAUGAAAAAAUGUCCGUCGACAAUGCAAUACUACUCAUAUUUGUAACGUUUUUAUCAUUAAAUAAUGCGUCCGGAGAAUGCGUUGCGUCGACGAAUUGCAAAUGCGUUAUGCCAAACGGUGAAGGUUACGACUUUUCAUCAAUUCCUCCUGGUGCAUUCAACGGUUUCAUCGAGUCGACAACGAAAAACAAUGUGACAUUUUAUUUUCACCCGUGUAGUGACGCUUCUCUUAAUGUUCCCGGAAAGAAUACAAUCGGCUGCAUUAGUCCCAAGGGUGUUUCGUUAUGCAUGUAUAAUGCAACCAACAAUCAGUCCAUAAGUUUGGCUACUGCUGACAAAAGUAGCCCAAUAACAUUAGCGUCGAACAGCGAGCCGCAGAUACUCUUUCCCUUUAAUUUAACUGAUGGAAUUCAAAGGACCGCUACCAUCAAUUUUCUUUGUCAUCACGUCAUCGAUAUCCCGACGGAACUGGUAUUAUACAAUAUAAGCAAGGAAUUAAACUUUAAACUAUAUCUUCUUUCACCAAAAGCUUGCAAAAUAGCAAUGCAUGUGGGAGGCCUUUCUACAGGGUCAGUACUAGUUAUAAUACUAUUUAUAUUCAGUGGAAUAUACUUCUUGGGUGGAGCAUUAGCUUUGAAACUAUUGAGGGGAGCAACAGGUUGGGAAAUGUUACCGAAUCAAAAGUUCUGGUUCGAUUUACCCGCGCUAGUCAGAGAUGGUAUUGCAUUCACGUUUAAUUGCUGCAGAGUCGUUAGCUACAAUGAAAUAUGAGCAUCGUACCUUUCUUUUUCACUUUAAGGAAAUCAGAAACACAGAUUUUCCUGUGUUUUAACGCUUAUUAUCAAUUUCAGGUAACUUUAUGUGCAGAGUAGUUUAAUUUUCUUCCCGUUAUUGCGAUUGAUUAAAUUAUAUUUUAAAUAUUUGCGAAGUUUAUUUAAGUGGCAUACAUUCUUUUUUUGCAAGAAAAUUAAGGCAGCACUAUUAUCGCGUCGUUUUGAGGCCAUUCUUAUCUGAGAUUCGUGGAGGAAUAAAAAAAAAAACAUGACUAAACUAAAUACGCUUAUGUUCUUGCGUAUAUUGCAAUAUGUAUUCUUUUCUUUCUUAAAUUUGUUUUUCCUUUCUUUUCCUUAGUUUACAUUUUUCGCUACGAUAGGUUAUAAAAACAGUUGAUAUGUGUAUAUGGAUAUUAUAUAAGUAUUUCUCAGAAACUGAUAUCGCGAACGCAAUAUUGAAACAUCACUUAGAAAGAAACACCAAGGGGUUUUAUAACAGUAUUAGAAAAGUUUGAAGAGAUAUAUUCAUCCUUCCUCCGUUAUGCUGUUUUACCUCAUAUCAGAAUCUUGUAGCUAAUACAGAGCUGUUGCCAAAUUUCUUGGUGUCUAGAUUUGAAUCUUGAAUGAGGCCUUCUCUCUGUACGUACCCUAAGCACAAUGUCGCACUUAAUAGUUUCAUACGUAUCGUUUUACGUAUAAUAUGGAGUUUUAAGCAUACUUUGUAAUUACAUAUAAACACAAACACAUCAAACGAAGAAAUGAUGAAUUUCGAAGUAUGAGGAACGUACCAAGGCCUUGUUCUAAAGUUUUGCAGGUCUUGCUAUUUUUUUACAAAACAUCUAGACACCUUAGUUUUAAGAAAUUUCGUACAACCGAGACAUAUUUGUAUAUUGCAAUAAAUUUAAUAUUCUAUAUUAUCAAUACAAGAGGCCUUUAAAUUAUUUUUCCCUCACGCACGUUGUAUUUAUCCCUACUAUUAUCCUAUAAUUUGAUCGUUGUGAAAUUUGAUAUGGAUAAUAAAAAACGGAAGACAAGGUUUCGCACUUGUGCAUUUAUUCGUUAAAAAUCUCCCGAUAAAAACUGUAUGAAAAAUUUUGUUUCAACAAACUUAUUUAACAAUAUUUGACACUUAAUUUCUUAAAGAAUUACAAAGUCUCGCUCCAAGUGUAUAUCAUCUAUACUUAACAAUUAGUUAAUAAAAAGAACAAAAAUUACGGAGACGAGAUUAAUACACGCUGAAUAUUGCUCGUCUAUUACAAAACCGUAACAAAAAGUCUUGAUUACGUGAUAUUUUGGCACUGCCAAAAAUUUAUCGUACAACAUUCAAAUAUGUUCUGAAAGUACAUACAAGGAAUGUACGGUUCGCGAUGAAUCGAUAAAUGAAGAAAGCUUCCGAUCCCUGAACGUUUCCUUCGCGUAACUCACAGGCAUGUUAACGAUUAAUACGUACGGAAAAACACGACCUAUCACAUCACGAUCUGACAAUA